AUGCUCAUCAUAUUGAUUUAUCGAAACUGGAAAGAGCUCGGCGGCUCUUUCUUUCAAAUCUACAUUGUCGAUUAUUUCGUGAAUCUUCUGACAUUUCUCAACUCAUUUGUGACGCUGAGAAUCCCACAAAACACUUGCAAAGAGUGUUUAUUCGCGCCGGUGUUCGAUCGAUAUCCCGAGUCGAUGGAAGACGUUUCGAUCGUUCUCAAUGUCUGCCAUACUUUGCAUGUUCACAUGGCUUAUGUCCAAUAUUUGAUGACAUUUUUAACCGCGUUAAAUCGAUUCACUAUGAUCUACUCAUUCCAUUCACUUACAAUUCUUGAGACGAAAAUCUCAACAGCUGAAAAGAACCUUCUCUUCUCAAGCUCAAUCUCAUUUCUUAUUCAGGUUUUCGCUGGUGUUAAUACGCUCGUAAUUUACUAUUUAAUAAAUAGUUCCAACUUGAACACAGUUUGGGCGAAAAUUACGGACCAAUUAUCUCCAUACGUCAGCGAUGCUCUAACAUUAUGUCAACCAUGGGCACUGCUUUUCUUCAGUUCGAAAAAUCUUGUGACAUUUUUGAAUUCAUUUAUAACGUUGAGAAUCCCACAGGCAACUUGUAAAGAAUGUCUAGUUGCCUCAAUUUUCGAUCGAUUCACUUCGACAAUGGAAAAUAGAUCGAUCAUACUGAAUAUUUUCCACACAAUUCAUGCUCACAUGGCCUAUGUUCAAUAUGCGAUAAUCCUUCUAUCAACAGAUCGUUCAAGAAUAUACGCGCAUCUGCUUGUCUACAUAUUGAUUGUCACUUUACUCACCACAGUAUGCAAUCUCAUCUCGUUCGCUCGACUCACAGUGUUCUCAAUUAAAAUCUCGACAGGUGAACGAAAUUUGGUCCUCACGAGUUUUGUCACCUUUCUUGUACAAUUAUUGGCCGGCGCGAACACGCUGGCUUUGGCAUUUUUAGUCGAUGAAUCGAAUGCGAACACAUUCUGGGGUCAGAUUCCUCAAACAUUAUCCCCAUAUGUUAGCGAUGCUCUCACAUUGUGCCAACCUUGGGCCUUACUCAUUUUUAGCAAAAAAAUCAGAGAUUCAUUCAUUAAGACUUAUUUUGGAUUCACCAAAACUCCUGUGAUGACAAUUCAAGUCACAUCACGAGAACCUAAUUCACAUCCUGCUGUUUUGUCGUCGCUAGACUAG
Messenger RNA from Caenorhabditis bovis, 1176 nucleotides. Lineage: Eukaryota; Metazoa; Nematoda; Chromadorea; Rhabditida; Rhabditidae. The record is from the annotation of a GenBank genome assembly.